AUGGUCUGGAUGGACAGGAUGGUCUGGGCUAGCGAGUCGCUGAGGCCAAUUUGGCUUCUAAGUGCACUACUUUUAGCAUGGGCUCUGUUUCAAUGGAUAAUGUUCAAACUUCUGGGGAUAUCAGUGGGCAUAGUAGAUCCUUUCAGACUAAGGCUGCGGUCUCUAAGAAUACGGAACCUACUAACCAUCAGAUUUGUUUACUACUCCAUUUGGAAUCAUGGCGUUGUCGUCCAUGGGCUGAAGCUAGACCUUCCUUACCAAGAAUCAGCGACAAGUGCCACUAAAAGUACUCAGAAAAGUGCAAAAAACUACUUCAGUAUUCCACGGUGGGGCCAGUGGCUCUUAAUUCGCAUCCUAAAUCUGUUUCGGCAAUACAGCUUUGUGCUGGAAAAGACGGAACUUAAUGGUGUAAAAAUCGAUUGCAUAACUGUGCGUCUCGAAGGCAAAGGCCACCGCUUUAGUGUUUCAAUGCUCAUAAAAGACGUCUCUUUCGGCGAGAUCGCGUCCUGCUCUGGGUCAGUGCUGGAGUUUUCCGGCAUACUUGAUUUCAAGAGACCUGCAAUCCCACUGGAGGAUAUAACUGUCGAUUUCAAGGUUAGAGGGGUAUCCGUUUCUUAUGACAGCUUACUGACCUAUUUGGCAGAGGCUCAGUCUGGAAAUCAAACUGCAAGUGACUCUGAUGGUCAGUCCACUAGCGACCACGACAGCAAAUCAUUUUCCACCGGUUUCGAAGAGUUGAACCCUAACGACGCCACCGCUUGCAUCCAAUACAUUAAAUCCAAUCUUCUCAAGGCCAGCGACUUUGUUACAAUGCUUAAUAAGUUUUACAUCGCUGCAGACAAUGUCGAUAUUAGAGACAUUCCUUUUUCGCGACACCCUGAGCUCAUCGACACAGCUCGCUUGCUAAAAUUCGAGAUAUCAGCGUCUAAUAUGACUUUUGCUUUGAACAGGCUUAAUGAGCAAUCGCCGGGAUUUAAGUUAACAUUCGCACCUAAUGAAAUACCUUUAAACAUGAAAUGUACCAUGUCGUCAAUCGCGUUUAAGAUGAAUCAAAAUCUUGGGCCGGACAAUGCAGUCGUCGAGGCGUACAACUUCUGCGAGAUUCCUAGCGUAGCCCUCUAUGGAGAUACUAAUUUAUUUUCCUUGAGGUCCCACGAAGAAAACUAUGAUGUGGCAGUCGAAACGAUUCUCAAGUUGGUGGGCCACAUUUCUUCUCCAGUGCUCGAUUUUGAGAUUGGGCAAUUCUCCUUUUUAAAGUCUUUCAAAGACAACAUGAAAGUUUUCCAGUCUCUCCUGAGUGAGACCGGUACAGUUAGACCAACCUGUAUGAAGACACUCGAGAGAAAACAAGCGGUUUUCACGUACUUUCAGCAUAUACUGCCGCAAGUGGAAUCGAAAAUUACAGUCGAGGAUCCAUUGAUUCUUGUUAGUGAUGGAAGCGAGCUGCUAGUUCAGAAAUGUUCCAUUCUAUCCAUUCAAACUAAGUCAGAUAAGUUCAGGCUAUGUGGUGAAGAUGAAAAGAAAGAGGUGUUCUACAAAUUGAGAAACACAAUUGAACUGAUGGACUACAGCUUUACUUACCACAACAGAUUGAAGACCUUUGAACAUAGGAUUCUUACGAUCAGCAACGUGUCGAUUGCAAGCUUGGCAGAGUUGGUACCCAGUAUACGAGCAAACUUUAACGCCGGCGUUAACGUUUGUGAGCUAGAUUUAUCAGAGAUCUCUACUCUGACGGCUCUCAAUAAAAUUUACAGAAAAGCAAACUGUAAGAUGCUAUUCGUUGAGGAAAAUCAUUUCGAUGAGCUUUACGCAAGGUUUGGGGAGUACCUGGAGACAAGGAAACAGGAGAGUGUAACUCAUAACACGUACAUGAUGGAUAGUGAGUCAUGUCCUAAAUCUAAGCUCUUUCAAAACCUCCCACCCUUUUUUGAUGGUGCUCGUGCCAAUAUACGCGGGCUGAAAGUCACAGUCGGCGCUAGAUCGGUAUUCAUGCCAAAUGACAUUUUAACUAAUUUACAAUCGCAGAGUCCCGAGGAUCUUGUUGACGGGGAGCUCAGAAAAAUGUCGCAUAGUAUUGAAAGAAUACAAUUGUCUCUGAGAGGGUCGAAUGAUCAAGCUCGCGUCAACGAUGAUGGAAGCUCAUCUGAUGGUUCCACUUUAGUCGAUUCUGUCAAAACGUUUUCGUAUGACGAGUUCGGUCUAGAUGAUAGCUCUUCAGAACUCUCAACGGGGAAAGAGUAUGCUUGGCAAGUACGUUGCUCGGUACAUGAUAUGGUGACCUCUUUGUUCUCUGAGAAAAGGACGAAACGACAAACUCUUAGUCCUAAAAUUGUAUUCAAGAUGCCCUCACUUGAGGUGAUGAUGUAUCCAGACGCACCUUUUUCUGAGCAAGGGGAAUCAGACGACAAAAAGAUUGUUUUAUCAGUCAGUUCAGGUACUUGCGAAACGAUGGUCUCGUUAAUGACCGUCUUCCUAGUGUUUUCUGCCGUUCACACUUUCAAGCAAACAUUCACUAAAGACGUCAAUAAGCAUAAACGAGAUUCGAAGGCCAGACGACACCUUUCGACGCACUUUAUGAAAAAGGGAGAGAGAUCAAUCUUCAAGCGUCUAAUGAAAAAAGAAGCCUUAGAGCUUUUCCGCGUUGAGUUCAAUACCAAAUACUCGUGUAUGGUCUUAAUUUUACCCAAUGGGGUCAAGACUAAGUUCGAAACCUUCAGAAGUGGUUUUACAUGCACCGAUAUCAGCAGUCUUAGAAUUUACGGGCACUUCUUUCGAUUCUGUGUUGAAUCGCCUCAGAAAACAAAUUUUUGGGUUAGAAUGGCCACCGUCGUCAACUUCAGGAUUGAAGGUGUUCUCGAAGAUAUUGUACGACAGAUAAAUGAUCCAUCCAACAAUUCACAGGAGCCCGCUAUCAUGCUUACAAACGAGAUGUGGAACUUCAAUAUUCCUCAUGGUUUCGAAAUGUACAAGAUAUUUGAUAAUAUUUCCACGACAGUGAAAACCAUCAAGCAGAUGGCGCAUUCGUUAAAAACUUCAAAAAAUGACUGUGUCAUAUCUCCCCAUGUCUCUGAACCCGCUCGGCUGCCAGGAAUAAAUCUCAGAUCCAGAAGGUGGGUUUUCAGUGUUGAGGAUGAUAUUUUCGAGUCCCAGCUGUCUGUAAUUUUCCAGGUGGGACUCAAGGAACAACGUUCCCGACUCGAGAAAUAUGCGCUUUUCGAAAAAGCCGCUGCAAAGGAUCUGAAGACAGAACAGAAGGAGAUGAAGACACCCGAGACCGCUGACUUUAGUUCUGAAAAGAGACAUUUUCAUCUGGAUCAUUUCAGCAAACAUCAUAAACUGAAGCGAAAAAGCAUGCCUGAUUUGAAUCAGCCGGGAAAUCAGAAAACUUCGGACGAUUAUGCUCAUCCUAAGCUCUCUCAAUAUGUGAGAAAUGCUGAUUCUUGGGCGCGUAAGUACCAUAAGCUUCAAGAACAAAUCUCGUUAUCGUGGAUCCGAAGAAUUAAAGCUUUCAAAAUCAAGGAGCAAGUGAACUUUCAAAAAAAUUUCGAAUAUCUCUGGGGUUCAAUCGACCCUGAUAUCUUUCCUCCAGGUGCCAACAAACGAAUGAUGGCCUUCGUUGCAUCGCCUCCAUUGAUGAAUGUCAUUGUAGAGGAUGCAAAUGUCACGAUUUCUCAACCGUCUUUUGGUAUCGAAAUGCUUUCGGAUUUCAUUCAUGAGGUGGGAAAGGGUGUUCCCAAAAAAACUGCAUACUCCAUACUAUUCCCGAUGCAUCUAAAUGCAAAAUUUCGGGAAAUGAGGUGUCAUCUUCGAGAUUAUCCUUUGCCUUUUGUUUACCUUCCGGAUUUGACCGCCGAGCAACGCGAAAAUGGUGACGACGUAGCUAUAAGGCUACAUGGAGAUGUGGUUGUUUCAGAGGAUAUUAUACGAUCCGACAAAGAGCUGAGAACUUUGUUUGUUCCUUUGGUACCAUCUGCUACAUUGGAGAACGAUGACAAAUUCUAUUCGUUGCUUGUUCCAAGAACUUUGACGGCUAUCAAAACAUAUGCCAAAUUAGAACUGGAGCUCAAUUCGGACGAGACGACUCUUGUUGCAUGGAACGGCUCUUACUCCCCUGCUAUUCAGCAAGCGAUGCAAUGUUUUGAUAACUUUUCGAAACCACCUAUCGAUCCCUCUCCAAAGCUUGGUUUUUGGGACAAAAUUCGUGAGACAUUUCACGCGAGAAUCUCUGUAAGGUGGAAUAACGACGGGCAACUUAAUGUUGCCCUGAAAGGCGGUAAGAGCCCUUAUACGAUGGGCGGAGAAGCUGCCGGAUUUGUGGUGGGCUUGAAAGGAGGAAUUAAAGUGGGUUGUAACGUAACUGACGAUGCUCUGAAAUUUCUCACCCUUGCCUCAGAAGAAGUCUUCUUUUCAAUCCCCAACUUCUUUGCAAAGCCGCUUUUGGUCUGGUCCAGAAGCAGUAAGGAUGGUUUGUUUUUCCCGAGCCAUGAAAACACCAAUCUUCAACACCAUGCGUUUUUUUACAACCUCGUCGAGCUGCCGAGUGUCGAACACCUUGACGGUGAUAUGCGAGCGAUGAAGGACGCGUACUUCGAAAAAACGGCAAUUAGACUGACUGGCGGGAUAACACUCAACGUUGGUAUGGUGUUUGAAAGGCUGAAGGUUGACUCGAGGAAAAGAACUCUCGAUUCCGAGUCGCACUGGAAUGCACGUUUGUGUAAUCCGGUGUUUAUAGACAACCUCGAUGAGCACGAUUCAUUCAAGGGCUUCCGGAGUGACUUUAUUCAUUUGUCGUUCACUCUGUUGUCUAGCAACCCAAAAGCUUACAACGUCUUACAACUUACUCCAGGCGCUUUCAAAACAUUCUUUGGUUGGUGGCAUAGCUUCUCUGGAAACUUACCAGUUCGACGUGGGCCGCUGUUUGGUAUGAAUAAUAUGAGUCCAAAAUUUGGCAUUCACCUUUACACCAUAUCUUAUCAUGCUGACGUUGCUCCGCUCUUCAUCAGCCAUAUCCAUGAACUUUCCGAUCCUAACGAUAAGUUGAUGGCAGACAACACUAAAGUCGCAAAAUUUGUAGGCUUGAAGGCAAAAACAGAGCAUUUUGUUAUGGAUCUCCAUCAAAGAAAAGAAGUACUUCAUGAAUACAAACAGGAAUUGAACAUCACGAAACGAGUUUCGAAACUCAUGUUCAAUGAAGGCAAUGUCUCUAACUAUGGUAUCGACGUAAGGACAGUUCAAGCCGAGUUCAGAGAACCUGGUUUUGCCGGGCGGGAGGCUGAAUCCGAAUACGAAAUUUUCGACGAUGACAUGACAUGGUUUGAUAUAUCCGAUUAUGAUGAAGUGUUCAUGGACAAAAUGGCCGAACGAAUAGCUGCCGUAUACAUGCACUCUCUGGUGUAUUCACCAAAGUUUGUUUACAGAAAGCAUGCGACUUAUGGGGACAAAUAUCAGGUCGACCCUGAAACAUGUGAGAAGAUUGAACCAUUUGAUAACGCAAACUAUCACAAUUGUACGCUCAAAAACAUGGUCAAAUCCCCUUCAGAAUUCAUCAAGAAGCGUCUCAAAGCUCUUCUGACAAAGAGAGAGCAAACUCUCGAAAAAAUUGAACGCAUAUCUCAUCCGAAACAAGAUCAAGGUACGUCUGUCCUACAGCGGAGGAUAGAAAAGAUCGAGGGGGCCAUCAAACAAGUUGAGCAGCUGCUUCACGAUUUUCAGGAUUUCGAUCGCGAAAGGCAAGAUUCAUCUACAAGAUCAGAUAAUUCAGCUGCAAAAUUGUCACCGCAAUUUGGUUGGCUCACGAAAUCUUCUUUCGCUGAUUCCUUCGAGCAUCGGUUCUUCAUUUUUUCCAUGUUUUUGAAAUGGAAUGACACAGUAAGAGGUGCAGUCUACAGCUACAUUCACUUCCUGGACUUCAACCGGGAGCUGUCUUAUAUUGCAAAUCAUAAGGCAGUUCGAAAGAUAAAUGAGGUCAUUGAAGAGUCUACAGGAUCUGGGAGUGAGAAGCUCGAUUCAAUCGCUGAAAGUGCGCGAUCGGAGUCUGUUAAAAAGAUGCAAAAUGAGGCUGUCGAAAGCAUAGAUGCCGAAGAAGAUAUUCUUUCAGUUUUCGAAGAAGGGCUGAGAAAGCUGGAUGCCGAUUUUGAUUUCAUUACCCAUGAUAAUCAUGUUGUGCAGUUCGUAGCUCCGCAGAUCCAACUUACGACCUCGCAAAAGCCUGAGGUUUGUACGAUGAUUACAGCUCCAAGUAUAAAACUCAAGUCCAUAGGCUUUGAUACAAAUGUCACCGAAAAUGAGUACAACACUGACGUGUUCAUGAAUCGAUACAGCAUCGCUUUGCUCAAGGCAAACGUUUUUGUUUUUCACAAGGACAGCUUUGAUAACACUCAUGACGUCUUUUUCCGUGAGGAUGGGUAUGACCAGGCCGGUGAGAAGAACUGGCAGCCCUGGCUAGGUAUAGAGCUAUGCUUUGAUUCUGCGUCCUUGGGAAACGAUACAAUAAUCAGAGAUCUGUCUGCAAUUUUCAGGUUUGACCGAGUUUUUUCAUUCGCAAACGUUGCGGGUACUAAAGACCCCAACAUCAAAAACAAAAUCAUUUCACAGUUGCCUCGAACCGUCAUAAGUUCGAACUCUAGACAGUAUUUGGCGCUCUAUGAUGUGAUUGCGCAUCUAUUGGUUUACGUGGAACCAAAGACUGCCCAUCUUCGCAAGGAAGUUGAAAAGUUAAUGUUGAGUUAUGACACUACCGACCUUGUCCAAUUGAGGGGCGUAAUAAUUGACUUACAACAAAAAGUAGUAGCUCUGAACCGUCUCGAGAAAGAACUAGCAUUCAGAAGACGAAUUCUGGAUGCAGAUGGCAUCGACGACCUCAAAAUUAUUCGUAAAAACAAAUACGAAUCUUUGAUAAGCCUUUACAUUUUGAUGGAAGUUCUUAACAUGGGAAGUCAGGAAAAUGCUGCCGAAGAUCAGAAGAUUGUUUGGGAUUUGGAAGCCAAAGAGAUCAUUGUGCACAUGCUGCAUGACAACGGAACUCCGUUCUUAGAUCUGGCACUGGCCGGUUCAUACUUCCGGCGUGUACAGUCUUCUUACGGUUACAACAGCAACAGGAUAGUCAUUGGUAUGGCUCAAAUAUUCAAUUUGGACCGCGAUGUCUUGUUCCAUAAUUUGUUAGGUCCAUCAAAUGCACAAGAAGCAAAAAGUGGGCCGAAUGGCGAUAAAGAACCGCUGAUGACAAUGGAAUGGGAGAUUGAGAAGCCUGUUGGAGGCAUGAAAGUAAUAAAGUCUGCUCUUGCGACGUUUAAGAGCUUAGAAGUUAACAUUGAACAGGCGACAUUGACGAAAAUACUGCAAUGGGCAUUCCCCGCUGAAAUCGAGGAGUAUAUUAAGGAAAGUGAUCAAUCUAGUACGCUGGACAGUGGAUCUACUGACGAAAGCGCGAGCAAGAGCUCAGAUCAAAACAGUAUCACCAUUGGUAACAUUAGUAAGGACGCUAAUAAUGACCCACAGGACGUGGAUGAGAUGUUCAAGAGAUCUUCAGACUACAUGGUUAUCAAUAAUUUGGUUGUCAGGUCGUUCAAGCUCAUAAUCAGCUACAGAGGAAUCGGUGCCAAGCGACUUAUCAAUGUUACGAAUUUCGGGUUUCUGUUUCCGCGUUUAACGCUGCAUAAUCAAACCCUCACGACAGUUGAUCUAGCAAUGAUGAUUAAACAAGUGCUCCUUAAGGCGCUUUUGAGGCAUGCAGGGAAAUUUUUGGGAAAUAAAUUGAAAAGGCAUACCCUUCAUAUUGAGCCAACCAAGUCACCUUUGCGGCAGCUUUCGAGUUACCAUUCUUAUACGGAAGUUGAAGACUUAAAAUGCGAAGGCGGCAAUGAAGCUGACGCACACGAAGGAAAUGCGAGGAAGAUAGUCGGAAAAGAGGACAGCGGAACUCUAGCAAAGGAUACAGCGCACGCACCCGGCUACACAUUGAAUAAAGACACAGAACGAGUGACAGGUCGAAGCAAUAUUCUCAAAUUUGACCAGAAAUCUGGCCUGGACACAGAGAGGGAUAUGCGUCAAGAGACAACUCAAGGCACCAGCCAAGAGACGAUUAGAGACACUUCGCAAGACACAAUUCGAGGAAUUAGCCAAGAUGCCGAUAAAAAGACCAACCAAGAGCUCGGUCAACAAACGAGCCUAGAGGCAAAUCGAAAAAUGAGUCAAAAGCCAAGUCAAGAGACGAAUCAAGCGACAAGUCAAGAGACAAAGCAAGAGACGAAGCAAGAGACGAAGCAAGAGACGAAGCAAGAGACGAAGCAAGAGACAAAUCAAGAGACAGGUCAAAACUUAAGACAACAAUAA
Messenger RNA from Lachancea meyersii CBS 8951, 8331 nucleotides. Lineage: Eukaryota; Fungi; Ascomycota; Saccharomycetes; Saccharomycetales; Saccharomycetaceae. The record is from the annotation of a GenBank genome assembly.